Rodentolepis nana is the source of this 330-nucleotide messenger RNA. The record is from the annotation of a GenBank genome assembly. Lineage: Eukaryota; Metazoa; Platyhelminthes; Cestoda; Cyclophyllidea; Hymenolepididae.
AUGGAGUGUAUUGUCAAUGGUUAUCCUGACCCCGAUCUGCUCUGGUUUAAGGGCGUGUAUGAUCCGAAUGUAAACAACAUUCCUCUCUAUGACAGUGCCAAAUAUGAUCUGGAGAAAACCAGGAGUUAUGGAGCAGUUGGGACUAAUGUGACUGACGUGAUAUCGCUUCUGAAAGUAAAGAAUAUUCGUGAAAGUGACUAUAGCAAUUACACUUGCAUGGCAGCGAAUCGAUACGGCAUGGACAUGGCGAUGACUAAUUCAAAUCUUCAAUUCCUGAGGCGAAAAACUAUGAUGCUCGAACUUAGUGAUAAUUUUCCUCGAGCUGAUUAG